CACGCCCAGCAAACUUUCGAAGCGUUCACUCCUCAGACCUGCAGAGACCUAUGUCUCGUAGCAAGGGAAACCGAUAGAUUUUUAGUUUUUGUUUAUUUUUUGCUGUCUGCGCCUUUUUCUUAUUAUGUGGGACGCCCAUUGCUUACGUUACUAACUAGCUAGGUUAGCUAAAGUGAACUAGCCUUAGCUAGCUACUGCAGAUGGAAGAAGGCGUAUGGCAGCUGCAUGUAUUUGGCAGUUAGCUUUAGCUAAUUAACUAGCUAUGUAAUUAUUCUUUUAUUUAUUUUCAUUAGGAAUGACGAGGUAAGGCAGAGGGAAAGUGAGAUCAAGUUGGCAUUCCAUGUAUCUGGGUAGCUCGCUAAGCAGGCUACCAAUGGAAAUAUCUACACAGAUGGACGUCGUUGAGCGACGGCGGGAACUGUGGAAGCUUCUGUCCAAUCUGAAAAUCACUGUUGAAGGGUUGCUGUCCACCAACAACCCUAAUGUGUGGUCUCGAUAUGGAGGACUGCAGCGUCUGCAUAAAGACAUGAACAACAUCCUCUGCCAUGGCCUGAAACAUGAACAGGUUUACUUAAAACAAAAGGACUAUUGGCGCUUUGUUUGGUGCCUCCGGUACAUUAGCCCAAAGCUUGCCCCACAUGUUGAACAGUUUAGCCAGCUGGAGCCAGUUUUGAGCUGUGGGGUGCAAAGUCAUGGAGAAGGUUACAAGGCAGAGCGUUGGCUUCUUCACAGUCUCCAGGGUCACCUGCUGUCUACCCAGCUGAAACCACUGCUGAAAAACCAGGCCAACAUGCGUAAAUACUACAAUGAUGAAGCGUUUCUUCUUAGUGAGCCCCAUGUGUCAGCCAUGUUCCAGUGUCUGGAAGCUGUGGAACAGAAUAACCCACGGCUGCUGGCUCUCAUAGACACUGUCAGGCUCUCUCAUCUGAAGGAGACUGUUCCCCUGGGCCUUGUCAAAAGCCAGAGCCUCUACCCGCUGCCCGGAGCCUCAGAGCUCCAACAAACUGCAGUGCGCAGAAUCACUUCCUCCCAGAUCUCUGUCAGAGACAACUCUUGCUAUCAACACUUGGAGAGCAGCCCAGAGGCCUGCAGCAGUGUUGAAGAAGCUCCUUGGGAGUGUGGCCAUGGGGACCAAAGUGCCAUAGACACUGGGAUUCCCUACGUCUCUCUGACUGAACCUUUGUAUCCUGCUCAGCAUGAGGUUGGAGACAGUGUGGAUGGCAAUGGAGAUGAUGGCCCGGAGUACCUGGCCAUUGGCAACCUUGGGGGGCGUGUCCGGAGGGAUUCGAGCAGCUCAGUACACAGCAGCGAGCAUGCUCAGAUUAAUGGCCAAACCCCUGUUGCCCCAGCACCUGCUCGGCGCAACUCAUUCUCUGACACACAGAGUGGCAAGAGGCGGAGCUUCAAGGGUCACACCAGGUCACUGUCCGAUACGGGGGUCAUGCAGAAACACAAAGAAGGAGGGGCCCACAGGAAAAUCACCAUUAUAAUAGAGGAUCCUGUAGCAGAAUGUGUUGUGGAUGAGUCCUGUGUGAAGAGCUAUGGUCCUUUCUCUCCUCAGAGCAGUGACAGCAGUCACAGUUCCCUAUAUAUGGAGGCUAAUGGUUUUCAAUACAGCUGUAUCCCAGAUGGAAUGUUCCGGAAGCCCUUGGAGGGUCAGAGUCUUAUCAGCUAUCUCUCAGAACAAGAUUUUGGCAGCUGUGCAGAUCUAGAGAAGGAAAAUGCCCACUUCAGCAUCUCCGAAUCGCUCAUUUCUGCCAUUGAGCUUAUGAAGUGUAACAUGUGCCGAAGGGCUGAGGAAGCCGAGGAGGAUGGAGACAGCGACUGCGAAAUCCAGCAGCUCAAGCAAAAGAUCCGUCUGCGCAGACAGCAAAUCCGCCACAGCCGGCUGCAACUGCCUGGCUUUUCCCAGCAGGCAGUCCCCUCCACAGACAGUUGUGGUUCACAGAGGAGCUCCCAAGAUUCGAUUUACCAUUCUGACUUUGGCUCAGCUGAGGAUGCAGAGAACAUUGAGAUAAGAGAUGCAGACAUCAAAGCAAGUGCAACCCCUUGCAGCAGGUCCUUUCUCAGCUCUGACUCUGUGUCUCCCUCUUUCCUUCAGUCUAACUCUGCGGAGUCAGUGGCUAUGGGGCUUCUACGUCAGUUUGAAGGCAUGCAGCUUCCUGCUGCCUCUGAGCUUGAAUGGCUUGUUCCGGAGCAUGAUGCUCCUCAGAAGCUGCUCCCUAUACCCGAUUCCCUGCCUAUCUCUCCUGAUGAUGGGGAGCAUGCAGACAUCUAUAAACUACGCAUCCGAGUACGUGGAAACCUGGAAUGGGCACCUCCAAGGCCUCAGAUAAUCUUCAAUAUUCACCCUGCACCAAAGAGGAAAGUAGUAGUGGCCAAGCAGAACUACAGGUGUGCAGGAUGUGGUACACGCAUUGAUCCAGACUAUAUAAAGAGACUGCGGUACUGUGAAUAUCUGGGUCGCUACUUUUGCCAGUGCUGCCAUGAGAAUGCUGUUUCUGUGGUUCCAAGCCGCAUCCUCAGGAAGUGGGACUUCAGCAAGUACAAUGUCAGCAACUUUGCAAGGGACCUCCUGGGUAAGAUAGCAGGAGACCCUCUCUUCAACCCCAACGACAUAAACAGCAGCCUGUACAAGAAGGUCAAAGCCCUAGAAGCGGUGCGGGUCUUGAGAGUCCAGCUAUACCAUAUGAAGAAUCUUUUUAAAACUUGUCGCUUGGCUAAAGAAGUGCUGGACCAGUUUGACACCAUUCCUGGUCAUCUGACAGAAGACCUUCACCUCUUCUCCCUCAAUGACCUCAUAGCAGUGCGUUCUGGUGACCUGACCCCAAAGCUACGAGAGCUUCUCCGCUUGGGAUCCACACAUGUUGCUGGCUGUGUGCUCUGUCAGGCCAAGGGGUUUGUGUGUGAAUUCUGUGGCAAUGAGAAGGACAUCAUCUUUGCCUAUGAGCUAAAUAAGUGUCAGCGCUGUGAAGAGUGCAGUGCGUGCUACCACAGGACUUGUUUUAGGAACAGUAAAGAGUGUCCGCGCUGCCAGCGGCUAGCAGAGAGGAGGGAGAGGAUGGCUCGCAGAAAUAUGGAGGAGCAGGAGGAGGAUGACGGAGGAGGUGUAUAAAAUGCAGACUGACGGGGAGAGCACAUGGCUGCUGUACAGACUAUGAACUGCAGUAAACCUGUUGAAAAGGUCUUUAUCUUCCUACUGCUUAGUGGCUUCUUUAAAUGCAGAGGUAUUUUUGUAAAAUUCCUCUUUUGAAAUAUGAAUCGUUCUAUAUCACUGGUAUUGCAGAAGUUGUAUUCUGCCUGUUUUUUUUGGUUUCCCCGCCCCCCCGUAAACUCAGAUGAAGCAAUUGGGUCAUUGAAAGAAGUUAGAAAUGACACAUACCUUUAGUAGUUUAUUUAUUUGUAAAUGUAGUUGUCAACUUUUAUAUAUUGCCAAUACCUAUGUGCCUCUUUCAUGCCCGCUACUGCUGUUGUUCUUGAGACUGAGCAUUUUUGCUUUGCACAGUAUCUGUGUUGGCAGAGGGUGUAUGAGAGCUUGGGUACUGCUUGACAACCAGCAAUAUGACAGCUAGACAGAGAAGCUGUGUGCUUUAAGACAAUAUAAGAUUUGGUGGGGAAUGUUCUAUAAUUAUUUUUAUACCAAACUUUGUUUCAGUUUAAAAAAGAUGUUGUGAUGCUGUGUCCUUUUGGGAUAAUUUAAUUUGCGCUUGUAUGGUGUUGCAUUGAUGGAUAAGAAGCGUGUCAGUUUAAUCAGGUAAGAAACCAAGUUUUUGGUUUGUUUGUUUUUUUUAAAUCACCCUUCUCUGUGCUGCAGGUUAAUAUGUGGUCUGGCUGCACCAAAUGUACCCUGUGUGUUAAGAGAUGGUAUACUCUUAAUCUUAGUUUUGUUGUUGAUAUAUAGGACACUCUUGUAGUCAUAUUUAGUAAAAUUCAUAUUGACUUGAUUAUUGCCAGGUAUGGGUGAUAAAACAGGUUUAGAUUCCGACUUCUAUGAAUUUUUAUAGAGCUGUUUGUCAUGUUCCUGAAAAAGGAAAACCAAAGCUAUUAGUUAAUGACACAAACUGCAAGUAUGAACCUUUUGCUAGUAUUAAGCAGAUUUUUUAAAGUACAUUUUGCUUAAUUAGACCAUUACCAUUUGCAGCCUUUUGAAGCUAUAAAUAUCUUUUUAUAAUACUGAGAUACUUUCAUGCCACGUUUGCUGCAAUUACCCUGCAUUACUUGAUUGAGAUGCUUUGAAACUGGAUUUUGCUGAAUUUGUACCAUGCCAAUUUUGAGUCAACUUAGCCAUCAUUUUUUAAGCAUUAGCCAUGCGAGUCAGUUCGCUGUAUAUAGAGUCAAACUCUGCUUCUUAUCCAGUGUAUAGGUUAUCAACAGCACACCAUAAAUGUAAAUCAGAUUUGUUUUUUUUCCCCUCAAAUAUUACUUUAACAUAGCUGAGCUUUACAAAAAGAUGUGUUUCUGUUGUUGAGUUGUUUACAGCAAUAAGUGUGAGGCACUUUGUCCCUGAAUGCACUGACCCAGUGUGACUAAGGGAAAUGAAAGGACAGACCUGCUUUGAAGUAGCUGUUUAUGGAAUCUUUUUUUUUUUUUUUUUUUUUUUUUUUUUUUUUUUUUUUUUUUUUUUUAAUUGUUCACUGUUAGUUUCCUGCUGAUGGUUGCUGAUGUCGUCUAUAACUGGUUGGUCUGCCUGCAAUUACUUUAUGUGGUUUGUGAUUAUAUAAAAGUGCACUACUGACAAAAUGUAAAUAACAAUUGACCUGUUAUACAAAAUAAAUUUAAAAAGAAAGACUUGCAUUUUA
Messenger RNA from Electrophorus electricus (electric eel), 4799 nucleotides. It is a transcript of the gene rubcn, whose product is annotated as rubicon autophagy regulator. Gene Ontology annotation, biological process: negative regulation of endocytosis; negative regulation of autophagosome maturation. Gene Ontology annotation, molecular function: phosphatidylinositol phosphate binding. Lineage: Eukaryota; Metazoa; Chordata; Actinopteri; Gymnotiformes; Gymnotidae. The record is from RefSeq and is a predicted model, not a curated record. Gene Ontology annotation, cellular component: early endosome; late endosome.